ACGUAAUGACGUUGUUUGUACGCUGGUAGCUGGAAGGUGGCUAAAAGUUAGCUCAUACAGGACAGAAGGUGACGUUUGGGCAACUCUGAACGUUCUGUCAGCUACAACAUCAAGCGGGCUUCUGGGCGAUUGUGUUCGGGUCGAAAGGUCGACCUCCGCGUCUGUCCGCUCACCGGGAUUCCGUUUCGACGCGUUAGCAUCGGAGGCUAACACGGUCCACGAUGGAGGGCAGCGCCAGUGUGAGGAAAGCGUUGUCCGGGACUCUCGUCCCUUCGGCGGUCACAACUGUGGCUCUCCGACAGCCUUCCGAGGAGGACGGCAGAGACAAGCUGAAGAGGAAAGUUCUCGAUGAAGAGGAGUAUGUCGAGAGUUUGGAAAAAAUCAUCCAGAGGGACUUCUUCCCAGAUGUGACGAAACUGCAAGCCCAGAAAGAUUAUCUUGAAGCAGAGGAAAAUGGAGAUCUAGAGAGAAUGAGGGCGAUAUCCAUUCGCUAUGGAUCGUCUCUGGCAAAAUCUACACCACAAUCUUCCGCACCCUACGUGACUCCGGCCAGCUUCGAGACACCAGUUGAGCGUACAGGAUCUCCCUCCUCCACUUACGGCAGUAAAGGUGUUUCUGGAGAGAAGAAAGACGAUGACAAAGAAGAGAAAAGGCUGCCCAGUCUUGACCACUUCCUGGCUAAGAAUACCAGCGAGGACAAUGCAUCGUUCGAGCAGAUCAUGGAUCUUGCAGAAGACAAGGAGAAAUUGAGGCAUUCCUGGUUAUAUGAGGCUGAGGCUGAAUUCAAAGAGCGUCAUGAACAGAACCUGGCUUUGCCGCCAGUAGAGAAGGCAGCACUCGAAUGCGUCAAGGCUGGGCUGGAGACAUGGGAGUACAAAGCAAAGAAUUCCUUGAUGUAUUAUCCAGAGGGUGUUAAAGACGAUGACGCCAUCUUUAAGAAGCCACGGGAGGUCGUUCACAAGAACACUCGCUUUACUGGAGACCCAUUCAGCAAAGCGUUAAACAAGAGUCAGAUUCAACAGGCAGCAGCUCUCAAUGCACAGUUUAAACAGGGAAAAGUCGGUCCUGAUGGUAAAGAGCUCAUCCCACACGAUUCUCCAUCAGUGAAUGGAUACGGUUAUGAAAGAACACCGUCACCAGCACCUGGUGUUGCUGAGUCUCCUCUGAUGACCUGGGGUGAGAUCGAGAGCACCCCGUUUCGCCUGGACGGAUCGGACACUCCGUAUGUUGAGAGGAACCACGGCCCCUCAUUCAAGAUUCCAGAACCGGGAAGACGAGAGAGGCUGGGAUUAAAGAUGGCCAAUGAAGCCGCUGCUAAAAAUCGUGCAAAGAAACAAGAAGCAUUACGAAAGGUCACAGAAAACCUGGCAAGUCUCACACCUAAAGGUCUGAGUCCAGCCCUCACGCCGGCCCUGCAGAGGCUCGUCAAUCGGACGUCUAGCAAGUACACGGACAAGGCGCUGCGAGCGAGCUACACCCCGUCGCCGUCGCACAGAGCCGCCGGCUGCAAGACUCCCCUCGGCGGGCCGGCCACCCCUUCAGGAACACCCACACCCAACAAGGCCAAGACGCCGGGCUCGCAGGACCUGACGUCGCUCACAGACAACCUGCUGCAGCUCCCCAAGAGGCGGAAAGCUUCAGACUUUUUCUGAGGAAGAGAAGCUGCUUUAAGCAGGGACUGUACAGAAACGGACUCAUCACAACACCGAAGACUCUGUCAAAUUCAAGAGCCGGUCUGUUCCGCUGGAGGACUUGAUCAAGACGUGUACAGUGAACUGGAGGAUUUAAAGACCGGUGUGUCGAAGCGUCUUGGAUCAAUAAAACCGACUGCUCCAAGCAUUUAAAUUAUGUUGUUUUUUUUGUUGUUUGUUUUCAAAUGUAGUUUUAAAUAAAAUGGUUGUUUUUUGUACAGCUGCUAUAAUUCCAACAGACUUUUUCUUAUUACCUGUUGUAUAUCAUUAAACAUUUUUGGAUGAGAACACCAGAUGGCAUCCUA
Messenger RNA from Salarias fasciatus (jewelled blenny), 1996 nucleotides. It is a transcript of the gene ess2, whose product is annotated as ess-2 spliceosome associated protein. Bases 222 to 1652 code for a protein of 476 amino acids. The record is from RefSeq and is a predicted model, not a curated record. NCBI's taxonomy places the organism in Eukaryota, Metazoa, Chordata, Actinopteri, Blenniiformes, Blenniidae. The transcript has 10 exons. Gene Ontology annotation, cellular component: catalytic step 2 spliceosome.